GCGUGGAGGCUGCUCCAGAUGGACAAAAAAUCUAUGAACACGUCAUGCUAGGCCGUCGGCAGAGGUCAUGAUCAGGGUUUUACAUAUGUACAUAUAUGUGAGGGAUUUCCUGCCCUUUUAGCAAAACUCAUUUUUCAAGCCUACGACAACACCUAAACACACACUGAACAUUACAUUUAUAUCAACGACGCAAUGGCUACAGACACCAAAUUCGAGGGAUGGCUUGGCAAGGACAAGGAGAGCGUCAAGGGAAAGAUGGAAUGGGGCCAAUUCGAGCCCAAGAAGUGGACUGAGGACGAUGUCGACAUUGAAGUCUCCCACUGCGGUAUCUGCGGUUCAGACUUGCACAUGCUAAGCUCUGGCUGGGCACCAACCCCAUACCCUUGCGUUGUUGGUCACGAGAUCAUUGGCAAAGCCGUCAAGGUUGGCAAGAAUGUCAAGCACGUCAGCGAGGGCGAUCGCGUCGGUGUUGGAGCACAAGCACGCUCUUGCUUGCAGCCAGAUUGCUCUGAAUGCUCAAAUGGCAUUGAAAACCACUGCUCGCGCGGAAACGUCAGUACCUACGGUUCUAUUUACCCCGGUGACGAGGGCAAGUCUUACGGAGGAUACGCAAAGCACAACCGCACCAAUGGACACUUUGUGCUCAGAAUUCCUGAAGGCUUGGAUAGUGCUGAUGCCGCACCCAUGCUGUGCGGAGGAAUCACUGUCUACUCACCACUGAGGAGGUUUGGCUGCGGUCCCGGAAAAACUGUAGGAAUCGUCGGAGUCGGAGGUCUCGGCCACUUCGCGGUUCUUUUCGCAAAAGCCCUGCGUGCCGACAAAGUCGUAGGAAUCAGCCGCAAAGCCGAGAAGCGCGACGACGUACUUAAGCUAGGCGCCGACAGCUAUAUCGCAACCGACGAAGACGAAGACUGGGCCAAGCACAACGCCGGCACAUUGGAUCUUAUCAUUUCCACCGUCUCGAGUGCAAAGAUGCCGCUAGAUGGAUACCUCGGACUGCUCAAGACCCACGGCACCCUCGUCCAAGUCGGUGCCCCGGAUAAGGGCGAGCUACCUCCUAUCAACGCUUUCACGCUUCUCAUGAAGGGAAUUAGCGUCGCCGGUAGUGGUAUUGGUGCGCCGUGGGAGAUCAAGGAGAUGUUGGAGUUGGCGGCUGAGAAGGAGAUUAAGCCGUGGGUGCAGAAGAGGCCUAUGAGCGAUGCUAAUAAUGCGAUUUUGGAUAUGGAGGCUGGAAAGGCGAGAUAUAGGUAUGUUCUUGAGAAUUAGAGGGCUAGUUAGAUGGGGUGUCGGGGUUUCUUAUAGACAUGAAACCCGAUUUAGAAACAACGACUAGAUACGAGUAAUGAAUGUCCAUGAAAUAAAAUAUGUAUUCUACACCGU
Messenger RNA from Bipolaris sorokiniana ND90Pr, 1380 nucleotides. RefSeq lists its product as uncharacterized. Bases 193 to 1266 code for a protein of 357 amino acids. The record is from RefSeq and is a predicted model, not a curated record. Gene Ontology annotation, biological process: alcohol metabolic process. The transcript is spliced from 3 exons. Gene Ontology annotation, molecular function: alcohol dehydrogenase (NADP+) activity; zinc ion binding. NCBI's taxonomy places the organism in Eukaryota, Fungi, Ascomycota, Dothideomycetes, Pleosporales, Pleosporaceae.